GCCUCUCAUUGGUCACUGUUUUUUUUGUUAAUAAUUCGUGAAUGAUGCCUCGGAAAAAAUUCUUGUGAAGGAAAAAGUUAUUUCGAAUGAUCUCAGGAACUCCUCAUUUCCCGAAAUGGAAUUUUUAAUACGCAUAAUGCGCAUCAAUGGAAACAUGAAAAUCCAUACAGUAUUCCAGAAAGGGUAUAUAAAUACCAAUGCAAGUGUAAAUGGACAAUCUUUUCUUCUGCAAGAAUUUGAACCAGAACUUAUAGCAGAAUGUUACAGCGAAACUUAAAAAGGAUUCUAUUUCCUAACGGGUUGAUUGAUUCAGAAAAUGAUUCAGAUAAUGAAAAUCAAAAUAAUUUUACUCUACAAAAAAAAAGAAGAACAAUAUGCAGUACCUCAGAAUCAGAAGCAGAGACGAUUGAAGAAGAUAAUGACAGUUACUGCGAUAUAUGGACAUCAAAAACUUUUAUCCCUAAAAUACAUGAAUUUACAUCAGAAGAUUCAGGAAUUAAAGGAAACAUUAGUAGAUCAGCAAAAAUCUUAGAUUACUUUCAACUUUUUGUCUCUGAAGAGUUUGUACAAUUGAUUGCAAAUGAAACAAAUGAGUAUUGGUCUCGAAAAAAUAAUAACAUAAACAAUAUAGAAGGAACAGUAUUAGCCGAACUAUACUGUUUUUUUGCUGUGUCAUUUCUAAUGUCACGCAACAAGAAGUUAUCAUUAGCAGAGUACUGGAGUAAAGACGAACUUCUGCGUAGCAAUAUUUUUGGAGAAAUAAUAACUAGAGACCGCUAUUUUAAAUUAUUAGGGAUGCUACAGUUCACCCAUGAUCUUGGUCCUACUAAUGAUCGUUUGUACAAAAUACGGAACAUCAUUGAUAUGUUAAGAAAGACAUUUAGUCAAUCAUUUCAACCUUACCAACGGCUACGUAUUAACGAAAGUUUACUUUUAUAUAAAGGGCGGUUGUCUUUUAAAAAGUACAUCCUGUCAAAAAGAAAUAGAUUUGGUAUAAAAUCCUUUAUUCUCAGUGAUUGUCAGACAGGAUUUGUACAGGAUUUAAUUGUUUAUGCUGGAUCAUCUACCAUGCUGAGUAGUGGAAAUAAGGAUACUGGUAAAUCGGGAGCAAUAGUUGAAGCACUUAUGAAGCCCUACCUAGGAAAGGGCCAUACCCUUUAUGUAGAUGAUUGGUAUUCGAGUCCAGCUUUAUUUAGUUUACUACAUAAUAAUUGUACAAAUGCGUGUGGGACCGUAAGAAAAAGGCGGAAAGGAAUGCCAAAGAUUGAUGAUAGAUUAAAAAGAGGAGAGGCAACCUCUCGUUCAUCCAAUAAUUUAUUAGUUAUAAAGUGGGUAGGUAAAAAAGAAGUAUACAUGCUCUCUACCAUGCAUACAUCAAAAUUUGAAAUGGCAGUCAGGCACGGAGGAAAAAGAGUUAUUCAAAAACCUGUGUGCAUAUUAGAUUAUAAUAACUCAAUGGGUACAGUGGAUAAAGCUGACAUGGUUAUAAGCACUGUUAACUCUACACGCAAAUCUUUAAAAUGGUAUCGCAAAUUUUUCUUUCAUUUGUUAGACAUAUGCGUGUGGAAUGCUUAUUGUCUUUAUAAACACAAAAUGAAAGAACCAAUAUCUAUGGCAAAAUUUCAGUUGCAAUUAAUUAGGGAAAUACUGGAAAAGUAUCAUCAAAGUGCAAAUCACCAAUGUCGAACAGGAAAUAAUCAUCCACUGAGACUAACAGAAAGACAUUUUCCAUCGGUUUAUGUAUCGAUAGGGAAAAACCGAAGUAGAAGGUGCGUUGUUUGCAGUGCAAACGACAAAAGACGUGAAUCUAAGUAUGAAUGUAAAAGCUGUAAUGUGGGUUUGUGUGUCGAUCCUUGUUUUAAAAUUUAUCAUUCUGAAUUAAAUUACUAAAAAUUUUAAUUGAAUAUAUCAAUUACCUUAAAUUGUAUUUUUAUUUAUAAUAAUUGCAAAAUCUCCAAAUAUGUAACACUGUAAUGCAACACUUAAAGGAGUGUAAAUACCGGUGAAUUACAAGGUGGCGUUUAAAGAUGUAAGUGCGAACACCAGUCUACAAAAAGGUCUUGGACCCUUAUAAGUUACAUUCAAAGAUAACAUGUCCGAUGGUUGAAUUCAAUUUGUACCAAUUGUAUUGUAUAUUAUUAUAUAAUUGUAUUUACACUGCAUACACUGCAGUAGAUACUACUCCUUCUGUAGUAGUAUUUGAUGUUAUCACAUUUGGUUCAGUUGUAGAAAACGGAACAGUUGAAUUUGUUGUUGUCACCAUGGUUAUAGGCACUACAAUUGUUGGUGAUUUUUUCUGUAAAUAAAGAACUGCUGUUGUUGCUUUCUGUAAACUAUCAA
Molecule: messenger RNA, 2340 nt
Organism: Megalopta genalis
Lineage: Eukaryota; Metazoa; Arthropoda; Insecta; Hymenoptera; Halictidae
Product: piggyBac transposable element-derived protein 4
Source: RefSeq, a predicted model, not a curated record